Messenger RNA from Motacilla alba alba, 32826 nucleotides. RefSeq names its product StAR related lipid transfer domain containing 13 (gene STARD13). Gene Ontology annotation, biological process: regulation of Rho protein signal transduction; signal transduction; actin cytoskeleton organization. Gene Ontology annotation, molecular function: protein binding; lipid binding; GTPase activator activity. The transcript has 14 exons. Lineage: Eukaryota; Metazoa; Chordata; Aves; Passeriformes; Motacillidae. The coding region runs from base 26544 to 29546 and encodes 1000 amino acids. The record is from RefSeq and is a predicted model, not a curated record.
GGAGCACCCUGGGGGAAAUCCUUGACCUUAUAUAAAAACUACACCAUAUUACACCUCUUAUAACUGAACUGAACUGAAACUCUAACCUAAAUUAUCUCCAUUGAAGGAAGACCUGAAUGAAAUUUCUUGAGCUGGCAGCAGUAUGGGUUGGUGUCUCAGAGUGAGUGGGGCAAGGCCUCGGGCUUGUUUCUGCAGCGUUGGCUGUAUCCUGUGUUGGUCUGGAGAAGUGAGCAGCUCACUGCUCAGCCCCAGCUCUGGGUAGUGUCAGUGGACAUGUAAUCCAGCUGAAAUGCACAUUCUUGCAAAAGGGCUGGUUUUGGUCCCGGCCACUUCCCUCCUUUGGAUCGAGGCUGGUAAAAGUGUGACUACAGGAUGACUUGUUCAGAUCAUUGGCCCAAAAGACUGUGCUUGUAUGAUUUUAUUACAAGGUAGGUGGUAAGAAUGUGUAGUGAGGGACAGCUCUGUUUAAUGCCAAUCAGCAGCGUUACUGAAUUAAAAGCAAAGACUGUAGAUGCACAAGCAAUGCAGAGAAAGGCAAAAAAGCAGCUGGGUGUAUUGGAUUUGUUUGCACAUUUCUAAUGUGUCCUUAUGUCAUAGCUCAGCAGAAUGAGUAUCUUAGUUGCAAAUCUAAUUAAAGUAUGGCAAGGCUAUGGAUGGAACAUAUUUUAAAUUGUUGUUCACAUUUGUUUACAAGAAACCUGGAUAAAACCCCUUUUUCCCUUGCCUGGAUUGUACUGCCUUUGUUAUCUGUGGUCCACUGAUGUUUGCAACUCUCUUGAUUACUAUUGGAAAGCAGUUAUUAAACAGAGUGUUUCAUUCUUAACAAAAGUUCCCUAGAAACUGGCAGGGCUAAAGGAUUUAAAGGUCUCAUUCUGAAAUGCAGAUCAUAUCUUUUUAUUAAGAAUUUCUUUGUGGAUAUUGGAAAUGUAAAGUUGACAUUUCAAGAGAGAUCCGCACAAGCAAAGCACACAGUGCUUAGGAAGAGAAAAGCCAGAUUCUUCUGGCAUUAUUCAUAAAGAGAAAUAUUGGGACCUCAUGUGAAUCAGCAGGUAGGAGGCUGCAACGUGCCAGUAAUAUCAUAGUGCUCUUUGAGCAUGUUUGGGAAAUUCAGAGGUUCAGAACAGGUCUAAGCUCUUGAUUUAAUUGCUUAUCUAUCUACUAGUCUGAUUUUUCUCCUCUAUUUGCUUUACUUUCUUGCCUUAUCACUCUCUACCAUAAGAAAUAACAACACAGAUUUUGUCCCUAUGUUUUGCAUCUGCCUACAGAGAUAACUUUCCAUAACUGCCAUUUUCAUUUUGGUAUUUUCCCCUUCCUUAUCACACUAUGCACAUGCUCCCUCUUCCAAAUCUGCUAAGAAAGUAUGCUAGCAAUGUGCCUUUACAUGUUUGACAGAACUCUAGCAUGCAUAAGAUCACUGAUCAUUAAAAAAAGGCUGUCUAAACAAAAUCUUCCUUUUUUUUUUUCUUUUUUUCCAGGGUUUAUGCACAUCUUAAUUUGGCUGCACAGAGUCUGCUUGUAUAGUUGCCCCUUUUACCCUUUUUUCUUCUCAUUUUGCCUCCCUACUCUGUAAACGAAAUGGAAAUGGAAAUAUGCCUUUAGGCACAUGAUUUUAAAAAAAAUCACGGAUUUGGAAUGUUUUUAUUACGUAUCAACUGUAGUUAAAAAUACAAAUUUUAUAUUUAGGAGCCUUCGUUGCUGCACAUUUACGAAUCAGAGAUGAACACUCGUCUGCAGACACACUCAUGAGCAAAAAUAGCACGUUCCCAAGUGCUAUCAUUUGGGGAGGCUGUAGUACAAAUUCCCUGGCAGCUGGGAAAGCAGAACAGAGUGCAAGGCAGCACUAACAGAGCUUCUGUGAUAGAGGGGAACUCAUCAUGGCCUUCUAGAAGUCCCACUGGGGGCCAUGUGCUAUUCUUGACAACAGCCUGACCCUACAGGGACACUACCAGACUGGAAUCAGGAAAAUUUCCUAGUGUUGUAGUGUUACGGUGAUUUACUUCAUUCAAGAUGUUCUCAGAUCUUUUUCCUUUAGACAAGUGUGGUUUCUUGUCUAUAGCUUGUUCAAGAAUGGACCAUACCCAUAGGAGUGUGGCACUUGGAAGCCCCACACUGCCAUGUCACACAUUUGAGUGCGUCCUCCCAUAAUUUUAGUUAUUUAGGCACUGCAGAAUUUAGGCACAUGUAGAAUUAAAGCUCACUGAAGAUAGACUGAAUUAAGGAUUCUUGUCUACCCCGUGUAUGUUCUAAGAAACUUGCAAUACAGCACAAUUCAGUUAUACAAACACAUAAUAUAUGCUCAAUAUGCCCUAAAUAACUCUGCCAUGUGUCUCAGAGAAGAUGAAACUCAUCUGUGCAAGAAACUCUCUACUGCUGACUUCACCCAUGAAAAUUUUGGGAGCAUUCCAGCAACAAUGCAUCUAUCAGUCAGUCACCUGUUUCCUUCCUCUCUCCUGCAAGGUUUAUUGCCAGUUCCACCUGUGAAUGUCCCAGCUCAGACCCAUGCAGGGGAGCUCUGCCCUGUAGGCACCCAAGGACAGCGCUCCAGGCAGUGUAUCACAGCAGGCUCUUAGCCCCUUGGACACUUCAGCAAGUCGUGUGGCAGCCUGUUGUGGGGCACUGUGGCUGUCCCUGCUAAGCUUCUGGGUAGCACAGUAACUGAAAGACCUUUGGCUGUGCUCACUCUCCCUUAUUUUUGUUAUAACUAGGGCCAGGUGCACAGCCAGCGCACAGAGAUGGAUUGUUUGUUCCGUGGUGGGUUGUGCCCUCCUUGCAACAUGGUGUAGAUCCCGUCUAGGAGGUAUUUGUGGGGUAUUACAAAAUGGCUUGUGACCCAAGACAGGAAUGGUGAGAUCAUGAGCACUGAGGGACCGCUGGGACUGCAGCUGUUGCCUGUUGCAAUCCCUGUGGCACAGCUGCAUGCAGACAGGAAUGUCUGGCAUGGAGGGAGUGCACCAGUGAGGGGAUUACAGGCUCAUGGAGAUUAAGACAACCACCGAAUAGUUUUGCAUAAGGCUCUUGAGGUUAGCCAGAGGCAACCAUGCAGAUGCAAGUUUUGAACACCAUCCCAGCCCAGAAGUUAGGUGCCAUCACUAAACUGUCACAGGCUCAAAGAGUGGCUGCCUUGGUGUGAGAAGCCAAUAAGCAGUGACCCUGUGGGGAUUUGACAGAAGACCCAGGUAUGAUGAACUAGUGGCAAGUAUGUAAGAUGCUAUUUGCCUCAAGAAGAGUUACUUUAGGUGAGUUGGGCUGAUGGUGGGAAUAUUUGCUUGUCUUGAGGAGUACAUCAGCAGAAAGGAUUGCAGAUGUAAGGUGGCCCCAAGAGCAGGUAACUGAGGUUCUGCUGACAGUGUGUAUGGUGCUGACAUGCCCAGGAAGUCUGGUAUUUACCUGCUUGAGGAGAAGGAAUCUCCUUUUGCUCUGAAGAGGAUAAUUACUUUUCUCAGUGUCUUGUGCCUGCAGUUAGCUGCUGCUUUUUGUGCAUGAAACUGCAUCAUGGGAUAACAGCAACCAGAGGAAGAAAAUCCUAUCACCACUUUGGUUGGUGGAGAGCACAUUUGUCUGACUGAAAGCUAGAUGGUGGUGCCUACAAAGGUGCCAGUGUGCUCAGUGUCUUCAAAUGCACCCAGAAACCGCAGUUUUCCUUUCUGCAGCCGCUUGGUACCACUAUAGCAGGGAGUGCAGUGCUGUGUGAUGUCACUGUUCUUUAUUUUGACACUGUUUAUGUCACCCUGUCAGACUGAAAUAUGGUUAAAAGCUCUAGAUACAGGCCUGUGCUCUUCUUUCUUAGCUAAGCUCUUAGAAACUGGUAUAUUUAUGGGUCAUAACAUUUAAUUAAAAAGUAGAUAAGCAUUAAAAUACCAACAUUCCAAGUGUCUUCAUAACAAUUAAGUGGUACGGAAUAGGCAAGAAAAUUGGGAAGUGCAGUGUCCUUUGUAAGCUGAGCAUCAUGCAGUGAGCAAUAAUGGAAGAGGAGCCUCCAGCAGGGACACUGCCAUCAAACACACAGUCUGUAGAGACAGGAACUCUGCAUAAAAGCUUGUCCUAAUUUGCCUGAUCAAAGCUUCCUGUCAGAUUCAAAUGCAGACCUUCUCCACCUAGGCUCUUUGUAGAGCAAUGUGUGCGUGGUGGGGGGAGUGUUCAAGAGCCUGUUCAACAAGUGCCAAGUGCGAUAUGUUUAAUGCCAAACCUGCUGUGUGAGGUUACAUGUAUGUGCCAAUGUCAAAUAUCUUAAUCUGAGCCCUAAGUACUGAUAUAACUCUUUUCUCAGAUGCACUGUCAAAGUUAGGCGGUGUAUAAGUUCAGUGGCUUAUGGUAUCUUCUUAAUGAAUAUCAUUGCAUUGCAUAUUAACUGCCUCAGCAGUGUCCUUAUUAAAAAUUUAGCUUGCUAUUUCUACAGUAAACAAGAUGAUGUUUGCUUUGCAAUAGAUAACACAAACUAGUUCUUGAACACCACCCCCAGCAAAGACUUGUUUGGGAUGAAUUUGCACAUCAGGGUUCAGCUUUGUGCAGAUUUUCUUUGGCUUAAUAAGGAUUGAAUUUUUGCUGAAGCCUUUUCUUUAGUGAGCCACUAAGAGGCUCUCUUUCCAUUACCCUGCUGCUUAUAUUCACAAAACUUGUAAGAGUUUAAUACCUUUGAGCCAUCUGUCUCUCUUUCAAAUCAGCCAAUUUGUUCAAAAGUUAUUGGUGGAGGUGAUAAGGAGCCUGACACACAAAGGGAGACAGACCAAAAACACAAAGCCAGUGGCUUUUCCUUAGGAAAUCAGUCUAAAUAUUGAUUGCACCAAAAAAAAUCUUACAAAAAAUCUUUGUGGACUAGAUUCCUUUCAUGUAAGUUUCUCCAAGUUUUGAAUUAAAAAUUGGCUUAUGAAAAUAGGUAGAAGAGAAUUUCACCCUAUAAAUGGGAGCUUUCUUCUAUUUUUCAAAUGCAGCAAGAGAGAAAGCCCAAAACAAGGCCUGAGACCAAGAAGUGGUAUUUGUCCAAAAAGCACCUGCUCAGUUAGGGGAACUGUCCAGCUGUGGCAGUGGGAUCUGCUCAGACACCUGCACCUAAUGGACAUGGACAUCUGACUUGCCAGUUCGCAGACCUCUUCUGCAAGGCCAUCAUUUAUAUUUUGUGUUGUCAUAUCUGUCCAGGAGCUCUGGCAUUACCUGUCGAGUUCAAAUCUGCUCACACUGAGUAAGUCUCUUAAAUCAGCUCAUGUCAGCUCAGGGAACAGUGCUAUUGCAUUGCAGCCAGAGUACCAUUGCUUCAGGCUUUCAAUAGUCAUUUGACAAAAUAACUUUAGCUCUUCAAAAAGCUUACAGUAAUGGCUCUAACCCUUAUCUUUGUGCACCGUGUAGAGUUCCACCCAAACAAAGGAGGUUAUGUUGAGCAACUGAGUGAGUCAUUGUAGGUUCCAAACUGAGCAUAGGCUUAGGAACAACAUUUGGUUACAACAGAUGGGAGGAGCACAUGCUAAGAAAGAUAUAACUAUCAGCAAUUGAAAACACAGCAAGGCCAGAGGCAAAUGAUAUGUACAUAUGGCUUCUGUAUGAGUACAUACACAGUAUUUCUUCCACACUCAGUAAUUAAAAAAAAAAUUAAAUAUUGCCUACUGGGAAAUUUAGGUUUCUUACAUUAAAAAAGUGGUAUAUAAUUUCAUUAGAUGGUAAAAUGAGACUAUCAUGUAACAUUUGUCUCCACUUUCCCUAUAAUAGGGAUAAAAUAUUCUUAAGGCGUAAAUAACAAUGGACUUGAGUCAUAACUGAAUAGUUGCUUCAUUAUGUUACUGUACUGCAGCAGGGAAGUCUCCAUGACCAUACGGAAACCCCACACCCAGGGCUGACUAGGAAUGCCUGAUAAUCCCACAAAACAGGUCAGCAAGUGCACUGGUAGUACUCCUGGGUAUCUGAGAAACAGUCUGGUGCUGAAAAAAAUAUCAGAAUUUUCAUUGUGUGUGCUUGUCACAUGGGAUGUGGCUACCAUAGCAAAUACCCUGUAUGUGGAUCAAAUAUCCUGGUCAAAGAUUGAAGCAAGCUGAGGCUUCUUUGCCGCUGGGGCCCCAUGUCAGGACUCUAGAUGCCCAUGCAUUAGGUGACACCCCAAUAUAGACUUUACCCUUUGGGCUGCUUACCUGUUCAUCAUCUCUACACUUUCCAAUUUAUUAAAUUAUGAUACAACACAUUGGAACAGAUACAGUAAGACAGCCUUUCAGCAUUAAAUCCAUUUUGUAAUAGUUUCAUGCCUGGAAAUUCAUUUAAGAUCUUUAUCACUACCCAGGCUGAAUCAGGCCAGAGGCACUGGGCGUAUUUACCCAAGCGCGGUGUCUCAGGCACAGGCAGCCCUCCACACCAGGUAUAAACAACAUCUCUUACCUACCCCUGCAAUGAGCAGGUGCUUUCAUUCAGUGGCAACAGCUUAAUAGGAUUGCAAAAGCUGUACGUGCCAGUCAUCCCAUUGCAGGGUGAUUUCUAAUGACCUGCCUCUCUGUUGUGUCUCAUUUGUGGAAGAAGCCGUCACACAGCUCAUCAAAGUGAAUUUAGCCCUAUUUGUACUUGCCUGUCAACUGUCUAAACUCUUGUUUAAGCAUCUCGCUUAUCACAGCAAGGAGGUACUAAAGGUUAUUGUUGUCCUGUCCUUUUUAAUUAUAGCUGGACAGUACUUUAAUAAAUGGCGAUGGAAGUAAACAAGUUUCAGAGUAGGAAGUGAAGGAUUGUAUUAUGCUGGAGCUGCUACUUAGCAUCCCACAAAUCAGUCAGCUGGUAGCUAUAACAUGUUAAAGCUGAGGACCUGCAUUAGCAGUAGCCUUGUUUCCAAGGCUUUGAUACAUACAUAUAGUCUUUGCUACCUUAUUAAUAUUCACAGGAUGAGAAAAAUAUAGCCAUGAAUAUAUAUCUAGCAACAGACCAUUUUGAAAAGACGCAAAAGUAUUGAUUUCCAUUUUGCAGUGUUCAGUGAUGAUUAAUUUCUCCACACCAGUUGCCCUAAUUAAGUUAAGGCUCUUUCUCCUGAGCAGAUGAUAGCACACCAUACAGGCAGGGGUUUGAUGUGCCAUGAAUAAACCCAGAUCUUAUGCCCCAGCUCCCACCUUUUAGUGGAAGUGAAUAACAUAUAUAUGUAUAUAUAUAAAAUCAGGAUAGACAUGGAUGUUUGUGGUGCUGACACGUCCAGGAGUCUGAAUUAUUGAAAACCUGGGUAAUUAAUAUUUUCUGACAGUGUGUGGUGACUGAGAAACUUUAUGGGGCUUGUUGGCCCCAGGAUCCAGGUGCUGCUCAGGCCAUCCACAUGCUGGGGCAGAUGUAACUACUUUGGGGUGCUGAGCAGAGCCAGAGGCUGUCACAGCUCCUUCAGAGAGGCUGGGGGCAGAACUGAGCAUCUCAGACUGUAAAUUAAGAACUUGUUUUGGAUACUCUGUGUCACUCUAGUUUCCCAGACUAACCCAGUGAGAAAAUCAGGCACCUCAUGGUGUUCUGCAUUACUUUUAUUUCUUAUUUCAUUCCUUCAUGUCUCUGAAGUAGGAUUUUCUUCUAACUUGGAGUAUUCCUUAGAGCUCAGUGAGAACCAGGAAAUAUUUUCCUAAUACUGAGCAAUUACAGAUUUUUUUAAUAGAGGUCCUGCAGAAAAUCAUGUCAUAUGUGUGUCUGGUUUGAGAACUAUUAAAAUGUUUGAAUUUACAUUUACAUGCAUGAAAAUCACCUUUGGACUGAGAUUAAGCCCAGAAAGCAUCAGCCCCAAAGGCACUACCUUGACAGAACUUCUAGGAAAUGUAAAUGAGGGUUAAGAACUGAAUUUGUUUUUGAGCAAUUAUCUUCAAAGCAACUAACACUAAACUAAUCUUCUGCAGAAAGUGAUGAAGCUCUCUUGCAUGGGAAAGACAGGCUGCAAAAUCCUCUGUUAACUGCAGUUGUGUGAUAUGCUCAGUCUUCAGCAAUGGAAAAAUGGGUUGAGAAUAGGCAGGACCACAGUCAGGGGCACUGGCUGGAGACUCGGGUUUGUAGAAGUCUUUCAGCCAAAACUCUUGAGUGAAUCAACGCCUGGUAGGCAGGGCUGCACAGGCAGGCUGGGGGUGGUGCUUUGCCUUUGGAGUGUGAGGCUCUUCUCUGACGCCUUUUCCCCUCCCAGGAUGAUUUAAUUCAGGUUUGAGCAAGUAAUGUCAGUGCCCAAACUCAUGUUCAGACCCGUGUCCAAAUCAUUCUCAAGCGCUCUGAUGAGCCAUUUGUGUGAAAAAUGACAGGCUGGGAGUUCUGCCUUGUAGUGCGUUAUUAGAAACAAGUGGAAGGAAGGGAGUGUCCCCUGCUUUCAAGAAGAGAGAGGCUUCCUUCAUGUUUUACUCAUCACUGAAGAUUUAUUAUAUUCAAGAACUGCUAUUUCUUCUUACUCUUCAGCUUUGGAAAACUACAAUGCUACAUUUUCAAAGCCAAUUUAGUUCUUGUGGUGUAGAGUUUAACAGAGCAACUCUGUUAGGGACGUCUCUCUGCAAGAAGUAGUACUAAUUGGAAAAACCUGGAAAUCUUUCUUAAAUUUUAUUUCAUGUUUAUAAUAAGAAAGUGCUAAAUGUAUAUAAAAAGGCAGAAAUCCAAAAUGUAAUGGUUAUAUAUCAUUUGAAUGACAAUAGUAUGAGUUAUAAAUAUAUGAUUGCUUUUUAAAUAUAAUAGAAUUGUGCUUCUUGCAAAUUAGGCAAUUGAAAUGUGAUUAAGGAGCUACUGCAGUUUUUUAAAAGCCUUCUUGUUACAAUAAGAAAGAGAAAACAAAACUUCGUGCUUGGUUUCAUUUUAAGGGGUAAUCAGCAAUUAGAAAGUUGAAGACAAGUAGGUACCCAGCUCUGUACCUAUCCUGGCAGUAUAGUUGAGCACUCAGAGCACGACAGACUCAUUUUUAUCACCAGAGGAAGAAAAUUAUAGCCAUAAACUGUUCUUUACUGGAGGCAAAAUCACGAUUUGUUGCUGCAUCUUGGUGUCUCUGGUCCUGGUCUCAGUGCUGCCCCCUUUCCCAGGCAUCUGGCAGUAAGUGAUUUGUAAGUUUCAAUUAAGUCACUAUAAAAAAUGAGUAGCUUGAGGGCACUGGUUUAUUACUGGUAUCCAACUCUGUUUUCAUUUACUAAAUGACAUUCUGAAAGCUUCUGUUCUGAACAUAAUCACCUUAGGGUAUGCACUGAGCACAGCCCUGGAUGAUUCAAUUAUUUCUGAAUGCUCUUCUCUCCCCAGAACAUAGGGCUUCGCACAUUAGCAGCAUGUUUAGUGUUUCACAGUUGUUCUCUUUGCACUCAUCAGGGUUUUCCCAGGAACAGGCUGGAAGUACACAACUUGCUGCUGCUUCCUGAAAACAUGUAACCGUUAUGUCUCUCCUCAAAGUAGCUUACUUCCCCAGAUGAGUGUGUUAAAGCUGAUACUUUUUGCUUGUUUCUUUCUUUCUUUCUUUCUUUCUUUACAACUGUGCUUUCCCCUUACUGUUUAUGAAACCUUUGCAUACUUUUCAUAAAGUUUAAUUAUGGAAAUUUAUAGGAUAUGCUUUGUCCACAUGACUUGUGAGGUAAAAUACAGUUUCCACAAAGUUUUCUGGGAAGCUGCUGUGGAGAAUCAUAAUCACUAUCAGCAUGUGCUCUUUCCAAAGCUGUUCCAUAUUCUGCUGGACAAAAACAAUCCAGACCAAGAGGUGAAUCAUGAACCUUAGGACUACAACAAGUCUGCAAUUCACAGAUCAGAGCUGUCAAUAAAAUUGCAGAGCUGUGACAGUAAGUUAUAUAAAUGACAGGAAAAUGCUGGAAAGAAAGAACAUGUCAAAGCCCACACAUCUUUUCUGAAGGGACAUCAGGAGUGAAUGUGUUAACAAGUGCUAAACUUCAAUAUUUUUGGUUUUAUACAAUUUUUCAAAUUUCAGUUAAUUUCAUAGGCAAUUUCUGAGCAAUGGGACAACAGCCACUGGCUGAACUGCCAUGUAUUUGAGGGUUUCCUCAAUCAUUAGUGAACAUCAGAAAUGUGCAUAUUAGCUAAGUCCCUUAUCAGUAGUUAUCCAGUGUAAUUCUGUGCACUCCUCUCUCCUGACCCCCCAGCUGAUGUGGGUCCAUUGCCAGUACUAUCCAUAUCUCUGAAUGGGCAUUUACCCUUCCUGUCUAAUCUAGGUACACAUGCUUAAAGCAAGUUUGAAGUCUUUUUGCCCUCUGCUCUGUUACUCAACACUUCAGCCACCUCAGCUGCCCCAGUUCAGUCCAAAUACACACACCAGAGUAGCACUAGGCACACUGGUAUUUCAGUCUCUCAGACUUAAACUCUCUCAGGCCUUUUGUGGCUGGGACAUGUGAUGGGCAUGAAACUUUUGGUGAAAUCUUGCCAUAUUUGACAUAUUCUGGUGAACCAACCUGUCUUUCAAUAUCUCAGCUGGUGAACUGCUGAGGAAGCCAGAGCUGCCAAAGUCUCUUGAGCUGUACAGGGCCAAGUUUCCAGAUUCCCUGUGCCCUAUUCCUGAUUUUGGAAAUCAUGGCAAAGGCUUUCCUAUGUGCAGCUCAGGGCACUUCUGUUCAUAUGAGGGUCUUCUGAGUUCAUGGACUCAAGAUAAGUGACCUCAAAACACCUCAGAACUGCCAAGCUUGGAGCUCAUGACAAGUGCUUGCUGCUCCUGGUGUAGCUGUUGUCAAUGACCUGGUCUUGAUUUCAUAUCAAAGAUUGUGUUGUUGCAUAACCCUUCCUUCAGCUGGAAAAUCAAGAGGCAUUAGCAAAGGCCAGAGCCAAGCACUCUUUUUCUGGUAUUUCUGAGAGGUGAAUAUGUUAUAAUUUCAUUUUGGAAGAAAAUUUAGAAAAAUCCCUUUGAUCCUACAGAAAGUGCAACUGAAUUUCUGCAUGUCCUGCAUGUUGCAAGUAGUGCAGACACGUAAUUUUCCCAGUUGGUCAACAAUGCCAGAGAAAAUGGAAGAACAGGAUAAAUCAGUAUCUGAGAGCCUCAGGACCAACAAAAGCUUACAGAAGGUAGAAGCAGAGAUGGCCUUACUGAAGACCAGAAAAUCCAUCUCUUUUUUUACUAUUUUCUAACUUGAAAAUAGAUUUUUAUUUAUAAAAGAACAUGAAUGGCACACUAAUUCCGAAAGGACAGAUGUUUCCAUCCACUCAAGCUUGACAAACAAAGCUGUAUUACAGUUUAACUCAUAUUGCUUCUGUAGUGCACGUGCUGUUGGAAUACAAGAGGAAGUUAAGGCAUAAAAUAUCAAUUCAGGCUUUGUGAAGGCAUUGCUAAAAUCUUGCCAUCUGUGUAGGGGUCAGGUUUAAUAUUUCUUCCAUCUGCAAUUCAAUGAACUGGUACCUAUGCAAAUCUGAUUAAAUCAAAGGGGUAGUCACUUCCAAUUAUUUUUAUUAAUGACCAUGGAUAAAAUCACUGUAAACAUAGAGUUUCUGACACUUAAUAGAAAGGUUUGACCUUGUAAAGCUUAAACCCAUUAGUUCAUUUAGCUGGCCUCCUGUCUAUCUAAUGUGUUGAAAACAGAAUUUGGUUGUUUAGCUUCAAUAUCCUUCCCAGAAACUUACCCUGUAUUGACUAGGAGACAAAAAUUUUAAAAAACAUAAUGUAUAAAAAUCAUUUGCUUAACUUCCAAUUUGAAUUUGUCUGUCCUUACAUUUCAGACAUUUUUCUUGUGCUUUCUUUCUGUAAUGAAGAGAUUUUCACUCUCAGAUAUUACUACAUUCUGAUAGAACUAUUUAUCAAGUUUGAGUUUUUUGGAUAGGCAAAAUUACUGCUCCUCACUGUACUAUUACUUAAUUCAGUAUGCAAACAAUUCCUGUAGCUGUUUUUUAAAACCUCUCAAUUUUAAAAAAAAGGAUGUCAAAUCUGUCCCUAACAUCCUUGCCUGUUUAUUAUUUCCCUGCCAUAUCCUUAGGGAUCAAAUUACACAGCAUUUCUUUCCACAGCAUUACACAGCUAUUUCUUCACCCAGACCAUUUUGGAAUCAAUGACUUCAUGAUCACAUCACCUUUUCAAAGGAUGCAGUCACUCACCUGAAGAAGGAAUGAGUUUUACCUCCUAAGGGCAGGGGCUCUCCAGCUGGAUGGAGGGCAGGCAAAUGCAGCAAAGUUGCUGAUUAUGGGGAAGAAAAUUGAUUCUAAGGAAAGAUUUAAUAUCCUUUUGUGGCUGUCCUGGGGCACUGGUUUGGAUUUUGGAGCUGGCAGUUCAGCAGUGUUGAAAUGGAGCAGCAGGAAGCACAAGGAGUUUUAGCACAAGGGGUUUUGGGUGGGAAGUAAGCAGCAUGUGCCUCCUUUUUGUUGGGAUGAUAUCCUGUGGGGUUUAUUGCUGACAGUAUGGGCACACAGUGAUACUGCCCUAAAAGUGCUUCUAUCAUAUUUUUAGUAUAUUUAUAGUAACUUCAAUGAAAAAAAAAGGUGCAUUUUAGGUGAAAAAUCUCUUUCACAUACAUUCCAGUCAGAGUCAGCCUCUUGAAAAUCCAUUUAAAGAGAAAAUCAUGGGCCUCUGAAAAGAGAGGCAGGAAAAUCUUAAAAGCACGAAAUUCAGUGAUUUGGAAUAAAGGAAGCUUAAAACAGACAACAUCUGUUGUUUUCAAUCCCAUGGGAUUUUCUGGUUUGUUUUUGUUUUGUUUUGUUUUGUUUUGUUUUCCAAAUCCCAGCCCUUAAUGAAGAGCAAUGUCAGAUUUAGAAAGGAAAAAAAAUGAUUUAUACAAAAUUAGAAAUGUGUCUGGAAAUCUGAAAUCCUAAAGGAUGUAAGCCAGUGUCUGCUCCAGAUCUGUCUUUGCUAAUGGAGAGAGGUCCAAGUAUUGUGUCAUCACAACAGUUUACAAGUGCUAGCAUAUAUUUAAUCAGUCUACAAUGGGAUAAAAAUUUGUUGGAGAAAAAGAAUUUCAGUUUAAUUUUAAUGGCCAAAGCCGAAUACAGAAUUGGACCCAGAGGCUAACUGGAAUUGCUAUGGCAUAUACAAUAGCAUAGGCUGCUUAAAAUAGUUCUGGGAUAACACAAUUUCAGGGAAAUGCAAAAUGUUUCAAAGAAUAACCAGGGUUAUUAAGAUUUUGCUAGAAAUAGCUUUUUAUAGUCAACAGGUGUUUUAAUGCUAUAUUUCAGCAUACUAAAUAGAUGCAUAUGUAAACCACCUUCUAUCAAAAUGACUUCUGAUAUAAACUUUGUUUUCCUAAAGUUUUGGAAAACUUUAAAACAGUUCUGAGAUAUUGAAUCAACAUACCAAUGUCUUUACAAUCUAAGAGCUGGCACUGCAGAACUCUUCAAGUAUCCUGUGCUUUCUACUUCUUGUGUUAGAAAAGGAAGCAUAAAGGGAAGGAAUCUGAAAAUAGCUACAACACUAAACACUUUCUGUUGCUGUAGGUAUGGGAGUAGCGUGUUGGUAGUAUAAGUUCAUCACAUGCAUUGACAUAUUUUUGUACAUUGUGCCAUGAAGCCAGACAAGGAAAUUGCUGAAUUAUAUCACAAACAAUCUGAUCUACAAACAAACUGACCUGCUAUGCAGAUUUCUGGCUUAAGAGAAGAAUUAAGUUGAUUGUGUGAAAUAAACCUGAGCUUUUUUCCACAAGUGCAUCCCUGAAAACUUAAAUUCUAUCCUGUGUUUGAGUAGAAAUUCAUACACCCUUAACUCUGUAAAGGUAACCCAGGAAAAAUCUUUGGAUGCCUUGUUAGCAGUUAUCUUGAUUAGAGGGAUUUGUCUCUUAGUUUUCGCUAUUCCUUGCUCAGUAAGUUGCACUGAUCACAAGUGCCACCAAGCCAACUAAUCUUCCUCAUCUGAAAAUCCAAUUACCAUUCUCUUUUAAGUCACAUACCUUGCCUAUGUCCUUUGUUGCUGUUACAGCCUUUCAGCUGGCCUUCAGAAUGCAGUCCCAUUUCAGUUACCUUCUUGCACAGGGCUUUGGCAAUUCUGAUGUGUCGACUCUCCCUGCCGGCUGCCUUGACAUUCACACAGCACUGGAGCUCUUGUGCACACAUUUGCAAAGACCUGUAAACUGCAGGUCAUCUUAACCUUAGGGAACCUUCACUGUUUGCUGUCCAGAGGUACACAGCUGAAGCUCCAUGUCAUAGCGAAAAAGAUUUUGAAGGAUGACUGCGUGGCCUUCUCAGAGCUGAUGGACCCAUUGCAUUUCACUCCCUGAAAAUUGUGCAGGAAGGACCAUGAAACAGAGCUCUUUGCUUAUAGCCUCCCUCUUCCCCCAGUAAUUAUAGUCUUGUUUGCCAAGCCAAAUGAGGACCUGGCGGGGGAAAUGCACGUGGUGCUAAACAAGUCCUUCCAUUUGCACAUAUGUACUGUUACAUGUCUAUGGCAAUAAUAAUUCUAAUUUGUCCAUGAGCUGCACUGAGGAGUGCUUUCAAGAUACACAUCUCUCUUAAGCUCCUUCACAGAGCCUUUACAAACAGCAUGUGUAUGGAAAGAAUUCAGCAGCUCUGGAGUGCAUCACAGAUACGUUUGUUAAAGCAGUCUGUGUAUAGUGGUUUUUUUAGUGGAUUAUUAAGUAAUGAAAAACUUACUCAUGUAACUUCAGCUCUGAUUUCCAUUCUUAUUAAUGCUGCUAACACAUCUGAUACAGCUGAGUUGCAGUUGUACAAGGGAGGAUUAGCUUGAUUCCUAGCUUUAUUAAUGAUGCUGAUACUGUUAUUUUAUUAAGGUUCUUGUUAUUUUUGCUUAUCUUGGAUGGCUCUGAGAGGUUUUUUAUGCAGGUAAAAAGAAGGGGCAUGAACUCUGUGGUAAAUCCACUGACUCAGUUUAAUAUUGACAGCUUUAUCUGGACUUAAGCCAGUGUAUAUAGGAUCCAAAUCUGAGCUGACUUCUGACUGUGAGCACGUAGGAAUUUUACUCUUUUUUUUGUGAAUUUGGUAGUGUUUCAAUGUUUGCUGUAGUCUCGUAAGUCUAGAUGGUUUAAGGUCCAUUCACUGUGUGAGCUGGCCAUCUGCUCUCAGUAAUUGCAAAUUCACUUCCAGUAUAAAUGAACUGUUCCUGUGUUCUUGCAUUUCUCUGAAAUGCCUCCGGCAACUGCUCCUUCCUCACAUGGAAAAGUCACAGCAGCUGUGGGAUUCACAAGGACCUCAAUGCUUGUGUCUUGCUACACUUCUGGCAGCAAACCGCAAAGUGCAAAUAACUUUUCUAACUGCCUAAUAACUGCAAACCCAUUAAGUGUAAAUUCUGUGACACCAGAAAAAAAACCCAACCAAACCACUUGCUUUAAAAGAGCCUUUAAUGGGAUUAGAGACUGUAUGAACACCUGGGGUUGCUCUCAGGGCUAAGUAACUGGAACACGUUAGAGAUAAGGACCCAGCUUUUCCUUGAGUGUUGGCCAGCAGGACUGCAAGCUGCCCAGUGGAGCUGGCACUAGAAGUGGGAGGUGGGGAUGUGGUUCCACAUCUGCAGGCACCCCCCUCCCUCAUAGUUGCCUUCAUAAAGUGGAAGAAUACUCAUGCUACUUCCCACAUUUUUCUUUUGCCAACAAACUUCUGUUUUCUUAACAAAAACAACAACAAAAAAAUUGUCUUCAUGAAUGCAGACAGAUCUGUCUUAAAUUUAUUUACUCUCCUUUGAUAAAGGACCAGUCCCAGCAAGAGCCCCAGACAGUGCUCGGCACACUGCUCCCAGCACACUAGUUUGGUGUGCAGGAUGUGCUGCACCCUUCACAAAGUGUGUGUAGGUCUCCUCCUGCUCUGGAGCUGCUGCCACAGCAUGAGCUCUGCUGUGGCAUCCCUGCAUGCUGCAUCAGUACAAGCCAAGUGCCACAGCUCAAGGAUCCCCAUCACACCGUGCUGGGAGGGCUGUCAGCCCCAGCCCACCAGGGCAAGGGGCAUCAACCCUCAGUCUCCUGCACUGAGGUACUUACCAACAGCUGCCACUAAAUAUCCUUAUGAAAUGCAAAAGCCUAAACCCUCUUCUUCCCCCCUGAACUGCUCGAGGGUUACACUUGAACACAAACUACCUGAUCACUAGUUUCUUGUAAGAUGGCCAUCCAAGGGCGCAGUGGCACUCACAUUUUGCAUCAUGCCUUAAUGCUUUUGAGAUGUCUGACAGCAACCAGAAGGUACUUAAACCCACAUUCCCCAGCCUUAAUAGAAUGUUUCACCACAAGGUUGCCAAGUACUUGAAAGCAAUACAAGACAAAUAAAUAUACAUCUUUACUGAGGUCAUUGGUUUUUAUUGGGCUGCCCUGAAAUGUCAUUUUAGGAAUUGAUUGACACUUAGGCUGUUUAAUGAUCUGUAGCACAAGUGUGGAACAUGACAGAGGUUGCAGAAGACACAAAAGUGUUUAACUAAUCCAGAUAGCAGAACAUAAAGGAACUUAAAAUGGGACAUAAUUAAGCUAGGUAUGCCCAGCACAGAUGAAGUUCAACAUUGCAAAAAGCAGGGCAGUCAAUAGCUGGGAAGAAUAAUCUGAUCUACAUUGACCCUUUGUAGUUUUCUAAAUAGCCUGUCACAAGCUUUCAAGAAGACAGUUAGAUGUGAUUUCCAGCCUUAGGCUCUGGCCAUGUAAGGGCCAUGUUCCUGUGCCUCCUGUGGAAGUCCAGGUUUGAUGUACUCCCUUAGAGCUCAGCUCUGGGCACGUCUCCUCUCCUAAUUUUCAUCUGUUUCCCUGUGUCCCUCACAGAGGGGUAGGAUAUCAUCUGUGAAUAACCAGCAAAGCCCCGCUUGCAGUUAAACAGGAGAAAUUGAGUAUUGCUUCUUUUUGUUAUACUACUCCUAUGUAUUUCUCAGUACUGAGAAACACUCUCAGAUUUCUUCCCCACAAACCAGCUUCCACGGUGUUUUUCUGUGCACAUGUGUUUGUUGCUGCAGUUCUCCAGCAAAUGCUGCUCAUUAAACCCUCCUCACGCUUGGCAUCCUUUCUGUUGACUGCUGCAGCUUGCCAGGCUCCAAUGAGUGAUGUUCAAAAAGCACAAUUAAUUUUAAAAGUAACCCAUUAAAUUUGGCUGCUUAUUGUUUACUUUGGGCUUGUCACAGAGGAGUGGCUUCCCUCCAGCCAGCUGUAGCUUCUCAUUUUUCUGAUCACCCUCCUCGUCCAUCUCCUCCUCAGGUUUCCAGUUGUUGGUGAGCAGAGCCGGCCACCCACAGCAGGUCCUGCUGCUCCCACUGGCCUGCCAGGGCUGAGGUGCCUCGCUGCUCUGAGGGGGUGUUAAGAUUUUAACGUCAGAAGAAAAUACGUCUCAUUUUUUGGUGUUUCCCAUUCCUCAUCAUCUCUUGGCUGGAUUGUGAGAGCUGGGCCGGGGCAGGCGUGAGAGCUUCACGGCCUCUAGUGGGCAAGGGCCAGAGCUGCAGGCCUCGCCAGCCGCUGCCAUGGAAAACACUCUUUUCGUAGUAAAUGGGGAUGUGUUUGCCCUGGUUUCCGAUGUGGACAAGGCUUGUGCAAACACUCCCUCUGUGUGCGCUGCCUCCACGCCCUCGGCGCUCCGGAGCCUGAUUGCAGGUUGAUUUGACUGAGGUGCGGGGAUUUCACAACCAGUGCCUCCAGCGUUUGUGUCAAUAGGUGUGCCCGUGCCAAGGGGGAACUUUAACGUGUUUUCUAACAGCAGGAUUAUUAUUGUGCAACUUCACACAGUACAAGACACCAAAGAGAAUGGCAUCAGAGAGGGUUUGCAUGUAUGGGAAAAGCUGCUUUGAAAUCCCUUGUGAGUCGCAUUUGUACAUGUGCCCACAGAAAUCCUGACCUUCAGUUUUGUUUGAUAAUUUGAUUAUUAGAGACUUUAAAAACAUGUCUUUUCCGUGACACUGUCAGAUAGUCCUGCUAGGAAGGAAGAGGGGAGACUCCAUAUUGCUGGGACUACCCAGACCAUCACAGCACACUGCCUGCUUUGUUGCUUAAAAACCUAAACUGGUGCUUGAAAGACCCAAAUAUUGUAUUUUCUUUCUGGUUUUAGCUUCCCCAUUUAGACUGGUUUGUAACAGCCGUCAUUAAAUGUAGCAAAUAAAAAUGAAGCUCAGAGAUGGAUUCUUCAUCAGAGUUCAGAGAAGCAGUUUCCAUAUGUCAUUAGGAGCAAAGGAAUUAAUUCAGACCACUUAAAACUUUCCUGCAAAGUGGCUGCACAUGUGAUACCUUUUCUUUUCUUUGUUUUCGCUUGGCUGUAUUAAAGAUGGGAGAAAAGAUAUGACUGCAGGCUCACUUUGGGUUAAUCCAACAAGCAGUGCUUCAAGUGAACAAAUGGAAAUGUGUUGUCUCCUUAAUCACGGCUUGCUUCUUGCAACAUUUUUGUUUGAAAAUCUCUUUCUCAAGUCACAGGUUGAAUGCCUUGGUUUACUUAGAGCAUCCAAAAAUAUUUUUUAAAUAUAGUGAGAUGGAUUUAGAUUGAAGUUGUAGGAAGUUGAUCUGUAAGUGUUACUGAAGUGGUUAGAAUGGGAUUUUCAUUUUAGAAGAACUUAUUUCUCAUGUGUUGCAAACACUUGAAAUGACAGAAUUACUGGUAAUGACUUUUCUGAGUUCAUACCACAAAUGCCAAGCCAGAAAAGACUGAAAAUGACUCACAUGGAACCAUUCUGCUUUGUCCUUGGAUACAGAGUAUUUCACAGAGGUUUUUUUUACCCUCUCUUUUUUCCUAGAAGUGAUUUUUGAAAACAAAACCACAGUGUGGCCUUUUAGUGCUAGGAAGUCUUUGUUGCUUUUGCCAAGAGAGUUAGAGAAGGACAAGACCAAGUGUGGCAUCAUUUGCCAAAUGUGGUAUGCAGAAAUAGGUCUAAUUGGGACCAUCUUAGGAGGUAGUAGCGUACUGUAAGUUAAAUCAAGUAUUGCUGUCUCCAACUCUCUGAAAAAUCGUUUCUUUCUGUUCCCUUGUACUAAUGCUCUUCAUUUCUAAAACCCAGUAGUGGCCUCUGACUUGGCUGCAUUGGUUGUAAAUGAUAGUCUCACAUGUCUGGGUACCUUCCCAGCACUGACAUACAUAAUCAAGAUCCUUGUAUCAAAUCUCACUUUGCAGGAAAUUACUUUGGGAGAAUCCAUCAUCUUCUUUGCCCAAAGCUGCAUAAUGUACUGCCAGUUUUUGUUUUUCUUUCAUUUUUCCCCCUCUGUAAAUCAUGCUAAAAGAUCUGAAGGAUGAUGGUAAUAGAAAUAUGAUUAGUGAAGUUUUUUGUGCUUAUGUGUGUUGAAAGAAAAUGAAUUUGUCAAUAGCAUAACUGACCAAAGAAGCAAAUGUCAGAUUUUUUGGAUUUCUGAAAGGUCAGGAAGACAAUGUUUCAUACCUCAAUCAUGCUGAGUUUUGCUCAAAAAGAAUCUUUGCAUGUUUAAAAAAUAAAUUUUAUAUUGUGAAAUAGUCACCAACCAGACUCAUUUGCUUUCUCUUCAGUCAGUGUGAAGAUGAGAGAAUCACAUGCUGAGGGGCAUCUUUAACAUAGAGAAUUCAUGCCCAUUUCCCCUAAGUGAUUGUUCAAAAUAAACCUCUGCUGUCCUGAUUUCAGCCUGUUAAGCUUCAGAGCAGUUCCUCAGAUGAGUUGUAAGCAUGUUUUUCUCCUGAUGUUUGAGGCAGGGAUGUGCAGAAAAACUUUGCUUUUUCUUCUUGGUUAGGGACAAUUUUCUCCUGUGAUAAGAAGAACUGUUUUUAAUUUUAACAAAUCCCACCUUAAAAUCUCUGAGAAAUGCAUGAUACUAUGUGAGAGGUGUGAAUGGAGGUGGUUUUGUUGCAGAAGGUCUUACGUAUAUGGGUGUGUUUUGAAAACUUCUUAUUUUCAGUGGAAGUGAAAGAGGAGAUGCUGGGACAUUUGUUUCCUCCCAAGCUCCAGUUUGCAGUAGUUAAGAUAGUAAAAAACUUGUAUCUGGAGAGCUGCUUUGUAGAGAACUCUGCUUGUCUGAUUUCCUAAGUAUGGCUAUGAAUUUUCGCAUGUAAGUGCUGAGUUCCCAUAGGGUAUUUAGGCCUAACAUCCUUCACUCAACAAUUAAACUUUCUGUGAAGGGGCUUUCAGGUGCUGGGAAUGUUCUGACCAUAAUUUUAAAAUGUCUGAAUUUAGAUGCUGUUAUUUAUUUCUGAUCUGCAAAUGUAUUUUGGACAGGCCUUAAGAAAAUUAGCAUCAGUAGUACAUCAACUUUGAGAUUCCAUAUAUCCUAUGGAAUUAUCUUGAUAUAUUUGACAUAGUCUCAGAUCCUGUUUGCUCAUAAAGAGAUGUUUGGGAAGAUAGCAGUCUAGUCAGAUAAAUUACCUGAAAUAGUCACAGACCUGGCAUUGAGAUUUGAUGGUGAUAAAUCUAUACUUAGUCCUGUGACACAGUCAGCUGCUUUAACUACAGCUGCUGUGAGAGACAAGAAAUUUUACCCUGGGCAGUGACCAUACCUGUUACAGAAACUUCAGCAGUCCCACUAGAGCAGCAUUUGGAAGGAGGCCCUUAAAGUCUUAGGCAGUACAGGAUGUGUUCUCGGCCUUUUACUGCUCCCCAAGCCAGUGGUGCUCUAGCACUUGGCUGGGUAUUUGUGGAACACUCUGUUUCCAUAUGUAUUAGUGCUUGAAACCAUUAAGUGUUCCACAGCUCUUUUACAAGAGGAGUAAUUACAUCCUGUUGGCAGAAAUUACUCCUGCUGUUUAAUUUGGAAACCAUAUUCUUUGCUUCCAGCCUUGUGUUGUUACACAGCAAAGAGUGGCUGCAUUUUCUGCCCAGGGUGGUAGCACUUCUCUCUGACAUGUGCAUGGGGGAUGAUAACAAUGGUGGUGCUGUCCUUCAGGAUGACAUUUCAAGUUUGUCUGUGAACAGGUUAAUUUUAAAUGGUGCAGGCAUAUAGAUUCAGAAAUCCAACUUUUAUUUACAGCAACAAAAAUAUCUUUUCUAGCUCUCAUUUCCCCGCAUAAGGGAUGCUGGGCCAGUCCCUGGGUGCACUGGGUCUUGAGGCAAAUGCUGAUGCUGAACUUUUCUCUCUUACUCUGUCCUUUUAAAGCUUUUUAUGUUCAGAAGGAAACUAGCACUGCAGAUUAUUAUUGACUACUAAUGGUGUUUUUAAUUACUGAUUUUCAGGACACUCAAUUAACUUUCUGCUGAAAACAAGGAUUUUUUUCCUCCCUUGAAGCAAGCCAGUGAUUCAUAUUUUAAUAUAAGCUUCUUAAAGUUUUGACUCAUGCAGCAAUUCCAAGAAUUUUUAUUUUGACUCUUUGAAGCAUUUUAACAUACUAAUGAAAUACAGUGCCUCUGUCAUCUGCAAAGUGAACCUCAUGUUAAGCAGAGCUUGCCAUCAUUGAGGCAUGGCAUGUGCCAUUUUCAGGGCCUUUGAGAUUCCUUGUCACACAGUGUCCCCAUAGCGGGAGCGUACAGCCACACUGGCCCAGGCCCAGCCUGCAGGAGCGCAGAGGCGAGGGGGAGGUGCCGCUGAACAGAGCGUGGCACUGCUGGUCCUUGGGAAGGGAAACAUUGGGAAGCAGAGCUUGCUGAAGGGUUUUGGAAUCAGGAUGGAGUUUAUCAGCUGAUCAGUUCCAUCAAAACAAAGGGAAUGGCAUUGGGCUGGGCUCUGGGAGUCCCUGCUUUGCCCGUAGACAAGCGGGAGAUCAGCAGUCCUUUGGUCGCGUGAUGAGUAAAGCAGAGAGGCGCUGCUUGGCUUUCAUAAGUGAGACUCAAGCUGUAGAGUCCAGAGCUGAAAAACAUUUAUGUUGGCUAUUAAAAGGGAACACAUGUGACACAGAGAUAUGCCAUGUUAACUCCAGAGAUUUUCCAGCAGAAGAAAGACUAAAUGAGGACCAAGUGUAAAUGAGAGAGGUUUUUCUGAAAAGUAAGUUAGGUAAUGCAUACUUUGAUUCUUCAAAUAAUGUGUUUGAUUUAAAAUGAAAAGGUGUAUGGCUUUCUCAUCAGGUGGAGAUAGCACAACUGUCCUACUUUACAAUCACAAUACUAAAUGAAUGACAAAUAGUUCAGGAUCUCUUUGGGAAAUGGCAGUCAGAGGUAAGAGCAUGUGCUGCAUGAGAGCUACCCAGGAGAAAAUCCCCCAGUCAACAUGUUAUUACAGUUUUCUAUUUUAGAUAGGAUGUUUUCAAUUUGCUUUUUUAUUUUGAUUUUGCCUCAAAAUAUCCAUAUUGAUUCAGAGUUUCAAAUAGCAAUAACCCAGUAUUAUUUUUCCUUUCCCCCUUGUCUUCUUGCUGAAAGUGAUGCAGCGCUUCAUGUUCCCUCAUCUCUAUAACUUAUCAAAUUCCAUCAUCUUUAGGAGAAAAUAUGAGAAAAGUAUGUUUCGAAGUGAAACCUGAAAACAGGGUUCAUCUGUUCCUGGUAGCACAAAGUAAAACCUUUACCUCAAGUUCUCCUCCAGAAUCUGCCAGGAUUAGCAGAGGACAUGCAAUAGGAAAGUGGGAUGAAAGGAAGGGGUCAUGCAGUGGGGCACUGGCUCCACGUGCCCUUCCUCUGCAGGCAGCUCAGUUUGCAGUUGUACCAUGGUUAUCAGUGGCGUGGUAGCGUGAUUAGGGAACAGCAGCAGGAAAUGCUUGCAAAAUCUGGGAGGUUGGCAGUUGGGAGCAACAGAGGAGAUCAAAGGCUUGAGUGCCUUUGCAGACUGGAGAAUAAUUGCAAGUCACUCCCGAAAUGUAGGCAGGCAGUGCAGCCUGGCCAUUGGGUCUGUCUGGCAGUGUAUUCCCAUGGGAGAGGUGAGUCCAUGGCACAGGGGGGCACAUCUUCAACGCUGCACUCAGUUCUCGUUCCCUGUGAUCCAGCGCCCAUUCAGCUGGCAUCAGGGGAUUCAGAAAAGCUGUUGGAGGGGAAGUGGCUUGUUUUAUCAAAGGAGACUAAAACAGGAGGGCUCUGCUGUAGUCUCCAGAAUCCAAAGAUCUCCUUCAACUGGGGGCAACAAUGAGGAGAACUUGAACUGGAGGACCCAAGUGUAGCUCAGCUGUGGAGAAGUUUCAGCUGAAAAUGGAUGUUCAGACUAUUGGAGAAAGAAGGCUGCAGGGCAGUGGCGCAGAGGAUCUGUAGGCAGACACAAGUGCUCGUCUUCAUGGAUAAGCAUCUUCAUCUUGCUCACUUUUCCAUCAGUGUCCUCGUACCUGUUGUUUCUUCUCAAAAAACUCAAGACUUUCCCACAUCUGUCUAGUGUCUCAUGCAUUCUGUCUUAGCAAAGCAAAAUCUGACAGUAAGAGGAAAUAAUGUGUUCUUGAGUACCUGAGAGUUUUAAGAUGCAAAAGGCAAGGUUUUUAAUAAUUCUGUUUACCACAUUAUAGGCAAAUACAUUGCAGUCAGAGUGCCUUUAAACUGUUAAAAGUUUUCCCAGACAAACUCAGGGUAGAAGGCUUGACAUAUUAAAUAUAUACAAUUCCCAAAAAGAGUUCAGGGCCAAGCCAGCAUGGUUGCAUGGAGAAGUCUCAGCUCUUCUAGUUACAAGUCACUGGAGGGAAAUGGCAAGUUAUUUAUUCCUUCUCCUUCCCUUUCCCAGUGCAGUUAUGGAGAGCUGAAACCAUUUGUGAGCUAGGUGUGCCAGCAGGGUCUCAGCAAAUCUCACACCCAUCUCCAGGUAAGGGGGAAGUGAAGGCUGCAUAAAAGUGACAGGAGGAACUAUCCUGCUAUCCUUCAUCCCUGGGACAACAUCUGUACUACCAAACAAGGGAGAGUGAGGGAUCCCACAGCCAGGGAACACAGACAGACUCAUGUUCACGCUGCUUAGCAAGAAGUUGGUAGAAGAGGUCCAGAACAGGGAUCAACAAUGCAGGGGAUUGUUUCCUGGGAACUUAGCUCAUUCCCUGGUCUUGGGUUCAGUCAUACUGGUCUGCUGUAGGGCUUCAUUCACAAUUAAUAGUGUGGCCCAAUUAAAGAUUUGCAGAGAGAAAAAGUCCUGAUAAACCAUCAUCUAUGCUAGCACAUUUUGCUGCCUUAUUGGGGAUUUACUCUAGUUUGAGCCUGUGAGCUGAGCACUCCGUGGUGGUAGCAGCAGAUCUUCCCUUUCAUCCCCGAAGAACUCAGUGCACUUGGUAGAGCUAAACCACAUGGAGGAUGAUGUAUAAUAAAUAUAUUUAUUUCCACCUGCAGCAAACAUUUUCUUGUUAUUCAGGUGAUGGUCAGCAAUCUCAGGGCAGAGAAAGAGCAAAUCUUGCCCUCUGUACCAUAAACAUGACUCCAGACAUUAAACAAAAUGCUCUGUAAAAGUCCUUGGAAGAUAUCCAAUCUAUAUAGUGCAUGUCACACCAUUGUAUUGAGUAUUUUUUCUCUUUGGAAACCUUUGCUAGAGAUUUAAAAUUCUGUUAUUAUUCAACUGGAUAUGUACUACUGAUGGGUCUCAUGUAUGGAUUUUCAAGUACACUUUAAAGGUCAAACGAGUAAUUUUAAUCAGUUAUGUGGGGGUUUUUUGACAGCUGAUAAGUACUGAAUGUGCCACAGCACCUGGAAAGCAGAUUUGCUAUAUUUACCAUUACAUAUAUUUGGAUUGGGUGCAGGGAGAGUGCUCUGCCCACACUCAUUUCACUCUCCAUCAUCAAAUUACUAGCACUGAUCAACCAGUGCAUCCACAGGAGAGCACUGUCGUUGCAGCACUUCAGAUCUGAGUCACAGCUUGGACAGGGGCCCAGGACCUGUGUAUUAUGGCUGCUGGUUAACAGAGAAGUAGUUGCAUCACAGUGGUGUUGUCCUUGGCUCAGAGCAUUCCUGGCUACUUAAUCCAUACUGCUUUCUCCUGGGCUGCCAGGCUAGUUACUGUUUGGAAGUUAGUCUGGUGUGGUUGUUCUGAAAUUCUUGUGUUCCGGUCACUCAUGCCAUGGUGGUGGAGAUCACAAGGUGACAACUGACUGUCCUCACUUACUGUCUGCAGAACUGAAAACAAACAAAGUAAGCAUAUUUUCAACAAUAUCAGUCAUGGUCUGGGAGCAAGGCUUGAGCCCGGAUGCUGUGGCAUCAGCUUCUAUCAGGUGAACAAAAGGACUGGCUGCAGUGCUUAUGGAAGCAUUAGUGCCUACAGGGAUGAGCAGAAAGGCUGACCAGCCUAAGAAUGAAUUGAGGAGAUUCUUCAGCUUAGGGAAUAAAGACAGUCAAAUUGGAUCUGACAGAAGCCCACAGAUUCAUCUACCAUGUGGAAAAACUGAACUUGGGAGGACUGUUGGGCAUGUAAUGAAGUGGUUAGAGUCAGAAUAAAUAGACAAAAGGGAUUUUUUGGUGUUUUUCCCACUGCAUUUUUGGAACACUGUAGGGUAGGAUAGAUGAGACUCAAAAAGGGAUGAGAUCCACUCAUAGAAGACCAGUGAUGCAAUAGUUCAGCUCCAGCAGCUGGCAGGCGAAACCCACAGGUCCAGGCUUGCUGGCAGUUGACCGGCACACUUGGGGAAGAGUUGCUGUUGGCACAUGCUGCUCUUCCCCCAUCAGAAACUGAGGAGUCCUUCAUCAAGACUCCAGAAGCAGCUCAGCUGCUCUUCAGUGUGGGCACCAGUGAGGGGAACUCAUGGGCCACCAGGACACAGACAGCUGUUGGUAUGGAAGGAGUUGGUUUUAGCCCUGGCAACACUUAAGCUGGGAUGCAGCUCUCACCAUAGAAAAAUCCUAGAGAAAACACCAGGAUUUUGCAGUCCAUUCAGACUGUAUCCACAUCUGCCCAGUCAUUUUUCAUUUCCACAGCACAGUUUCUUAAGAAGAUCUGGAAGGUGGAGAAUUAGAACAAUUAACAGUUUACAGAAACUCAGCUCUGUUUUGCUGUUUUCGUGGGAACAAAGUUUGUAGUGCUGGCUUUAUGGUACCACCUUGCUUUUAUACUCCAUGCUUUGUUAAACAUGGUAAUGAGCUCAGUGCUGUGUAGUGCACUUAGUGCUAUGCAGAAAAUAAAAGUAUUUCCUGCCCACACUUCAGAAGAGCUGCUGUGAUGGUAAAGUCUCUUUCAAGCUUAGGGCUGCUAGCCUAAACACUAUGUACACUGGGCUGGUCUGUCAGAAAGCUCUGUAUUGCAAAUGUAAAUUUAUCUUUGUAAGAAUGACAAGCUCCUGUUCAAAGCACAGCGCUAUAUAAAGCAGUUCUCCAAGGCAUACUAUAUUCCCCCCCUGGAACAGAGAGGAGUUUUGUAUUACAUUAAUCAGCAUCUAAGCCCUGAAGGUCACAAUUAUCUGGCCACUAUUUUUCAGUAUUAGUGAUUUUAGUACAUGAUUAACUUUCAUGUGUGCAUCAUUAAGAUGAGGAAUUGUUUUCAAAGUUUCAAAUAGAGCAGCAGGUCUUAGCUGUAGUAUUUGCCCUACUUGCCCAGCCACUCUUAAAAGGGAUGAUUUAUAGAAAAUCCAGCUGUGAGUUUUCGUUUCUUCAAGAGCAGGAGGCGGGACUAGGAACAACCUAAAAGCAAGCGGAGCAUUGAUCAGAGUAGAAAUGAUGUAGAGCACAGCUCCGCAGACAACAGCUAAGCAUCGUGGAAGUAUUAGCUGGCAGCGAUAAGGAGGCGGAAGCAGAGCUCGGUGACAGAGGAGCCAUCUGUCGGGAGCUGGGAAUCCGAUUUCAAGAGAGCAGAAAAUGAAGUAAAGAAGAAAGUGAUUUUGGUUCAGAGGUGCAGUGGAGCCCAAGGAUAUCUGUGGACAAAAUCGAAGCAAAGGAAGCGUGUGACUGGUUACGUGCAGCUGGAUUUCCCCAAUAUGCUCAGUUCUAUGAGGACUCCCAGUUUCCCAUUGACAUUGCUGCAGUAAAGAAAGAUCAUGAUUUUCUUGACAAGGACCUUGUAGAACCUCUUUGCAGACGACUGAACACACUGAACAAGUGCGCCUCAAUGAAACUCGAUGUGAACUUCCAAAGAAAAAAGAGUGAAGAUUCAGAUGAAGAAGAUCUCUGUGCUAUCAGUAAUAAAUGGACUUUCCAAAGAACCAGCAAACGAUGGUCUCGGGUGGACGACAUUGACGCUCUGCUUCACCGAUCUGACAGACAUGGCUCUUCUGGGGACAUUAAAAUGAAAAACACGACAAGCAGUGAGAGCGUCCUUACAGAUCUGAGUGAACCUGAGCUCUCAUCAAUUCACAGUGAGAGCAGUGGGGGCAGUGACAACAGGAGCCAAUCUGGCACCACCAGCGCUGCCAGGGAGGCCUGCGACUGCUCUGCCCAUCAUGAUGUGGAAAGCACCCUGCUGCAGGACUCUGCUGCAAUAAACACCGCCCCGUCCCCCAGGGAUGGCCUGAAGAAUGAAAAUCCAACACGAGCCAGAGCGAAAACCUUUCUAAAACGCAUGGAGACACUAAAAGCAAAAGCUGUGCAUGGAAAACUAAAAGGCUCGGGAAGAACAGGUCCUUUAGAGAUCAGCAGUCCGGUUCUCCAGUUUGAGCCUAAAUCCUUGAAAGACAUGCACUGUGUACAGAUAGUCAAUGGCGAUCUCCAGAAUUCGGGGCAAGAUUCAGUCAAAAGAGGGCUUCCCUUUUCUGCCAAAUCCAGCAGUGACAGCAGUCAGUCUGAAAACAGCAGCAGCGGGGUGAGCACGCCAUGUUUGAAGGAACACAAGUGCCAUGAAGCAAACAAGAGAGGUGGAAUGUACCUGGAGGACCUGGAUGUUCUGGCAGGAACGGCCUUACGGCAAGUGGUGGACCAAAACCGCAAAAAUGAAUUUCAUUCCCAAGAGAACUUGGUUGUGCACAUUCCCAAGGAUCACAAACCAGGGACCUUCCCAAAGGCACUUUCUAUUGAAAGCCUCUCACCUACAGACAACAGUAACAGUGUAAACUGGAGAACAGGCAGCAUUUCUCUGGGAAAGCAGAACUGCUCUACUCCAAAGGAAUCCGGCCUGAUGGCUUGCUGUCCUAAAGAGAGCAGAAUUAGUAUUUAUGACAAUGUGCCAGGUUCCCACUUGUAUGCUAGUACUGGGGACCUCCUGGACAUAGAGAAAGAUGUCCUUCUUCCUCAGUUAGAUGACAUUUUGCAACAUGUCAAUGGGCUACAGGAGGUGGUAGAUGGCUGGUCAAAGAAGGUGUUGCCAGGUCUGCCGGUUGGUGACGUGUCUGUCAGGGAAUCCCCAUCAUUGCCUUUCCAGUCGCCUACACAGAUCACUCUUGAUUUUGAAGGAAACUCUGUGUCUGAUGGCCGGACCACCCCGAGUGACAUGGACAGAGAUGGAACAUCCCUGAAUGAAUCUGAAGCCACUGGUGUUAGGGACAGGAGGGACUCUGGGGUGGGAGCAUCACUCACAAGGCCAAGCAGGCAAUUACGAUGGCAGAGUUUCCAAAUCUCUCAUCGCCUGAGCCGCUCCAUUGCAUCGCUUCACAUCAGCAACCAGUCAGCAGCCCAGCUGAACCUACUGCAAAAAUUCUCACUGCUUCGUCUCACUGCCAUCAUGGAAAAGUACUCCAUGUCAAACAAACAUGGCUGGACCUGGUCUGUGCCAAAGUUCAUGAAGAGGAUGAAAGUCCCUGACUACAAGGACAAGAAUGUCUUUGGUGUGCCCCUGAUAGUUCACGUCCAGAGAACGGGGCAGCCUCUUCCUCAGAGCAUACAACAAGCCCUGCGCUACCUACGGAGCAACUGUCUAGACCAGGUGGGUCUGUUUCGGAAAUCUGGAGUGAAAUCCCGAAUCCAGGCCCUGCGUCAGAUGAACGAGAGCUCCCCAGAAAACGUCAGCUAUGAAGACCAGUCAGCAUAUGAUGUGGCUGACAUGGUCAAGCAAUUCUUCAGGGACUUGCCAGAACCUCUCCUCACAAGUAAACUAGGAGAGACUUUUCUGCACAUCUAUCAAUAUGUUCCCAAGGAGCAGCGGCUGCAGGCGGUGCAGGCGGCCAUCAUGCUCAUGGCCGACGAGAACAGGGAGGUUCUGCAGACUCUGCUCUGCUUCCUCAGUGACGUCACCUCCGUGGAGGAAAAUCAGAUGACUCCCAUGAACAUCGCUGUUUGUCUGGCCCCUUCCCUCUUCCAUCUCAAUAUAGUGAAGAAAGAAAGCUCUCCAAGAGUAAUACAGAAAAAAUAUGCAACAGGGAAGCCAGAUCAGAAGGACCUCAGUGAAAACCUGGCAGCUACUCAGGGACUUGCUCACAUGAUAAUGGAAUGCAACAAACUUUUUGAGGUCCCACAUGAGAUGAUCACCCAAUCCCGAAACUCCUAUGUUGAUGCAGAAGUGCAUUCUCCUACCCUGGAUGAGCUUGGAAAACAAGUGGAUGAGGAAGGAGGGAACUAUCAGAUGUACCUAGAAACUCUCAUGCAGAAUCUCCAGAAAGAAGCAAAAGAGAAAUUCAAAGGAUGGGUCACAUGUUCCAGUGUAGAGAACACAGAACUCGCCUACAAAAAGGUUGGGGAUGGGAAUCCACUAAGGCUUUGGAAAGCCUCAGUUGAAGUUGAAGCCCCCCCAUCAGUUGUCCUGAAUCGAGUGCUGAGAGAACGUCACCUCUGGGAUGAGGACUUCUUGCAGUGGAAGGUGGUGGAGAGCCUGGACAAGCAGACAGAAGUUUACCAGUAUGUUUUGAACACCAUGGCUCCUCAUCCCGUCCGAGACUUUGUUGUUCUCAGGACAUGGAGGACAGAUUUGCCCAAGGGGAUGUGCAUGCUGGUUGCCAUCUCUGUGGAGCAUGAAGAGGCUCCUCUCAUGGGAGCUGUGCGAGCCAUCGUCAUGGACUCCCAGUACCUGAUAGAGCCCUGCGGCUCAGGAAAAUCCAGGCUGACCCACAUCUGCAGGAUUGACCUAAAAGGACAUUCCCCAGAGUGGUACAACAAAGGCUUUGGACAUCUGUGUGCAGCAGAAGUUGCCAGGAUCAGAAACUCAUUUCAACCUCUGAUUGCUGAGGGACCAGAAACAAAAAUCUGAGGAAGUGUUCCUGGGAGCAUGUGAGCAUAAAUCAGGGUCUGGCAGGGAACAGGAAUACUGAAAGCAAAGGUCUGAUUUAAGCUGCAGAAAUCUGACCAGACCUGGGUCUAUACAAAGCUGAAAAAGGAAUUUUAUAGGAAAGUUCUUUUAUUCUGGAGACUUCAUCUUCCCCCCCUCCCCCACAUCCACUCUAUAUAAUUUUGAUUAUUGAACUAAACAUUUCUUCAGAGAGCUUUUAUUACUUUAAAAACAGAUUAUUGCCAUUACUUGUAUGUUACAUAACUCUGGUAUUUAAAGGCUUCUAAGAAGCAUAUUUUAAUUGUAAAUAAAUAAUGUACAGUAUGUAUAUAUUUAUCUAUAUUCUAUCUAUAUAUAUGUAUAUGUAUAAAUUAAUUAUUUUGUAUAUAACUCAGUGCAAAUCACUUGCAUCAGUUGGACUUUAAGUGGACCUGUCACUUGUUUCUUAGUGUGUCACUGCUACAUAAGCUGUGUUUGCUGUUGUCACAGAGUUACCAGGCCUAAUUCGUGUGAUAACAAACGCCUGUUCCCAAAUAUGUUUUGUGUUUGUGUGUGCUAUGAGAAGGUACCUAGAAAUAGAUGUAGGAAGAAUUACAGGAACUAAGGAAGAAGGAGGUUACAGUGCAUUUAAAAACAAUGAGGAGGGAAUCAGUCUCACCAAAUAAAAUACAUGGAGAUCCAUCUGAGACAGACAUUGUGGAGGCCAUUUAUGUUCAGCUGCAGAAUUGUGACUUUUAGUAGAAGGUGUUGAAAACUUACCUGUUGCCUUAAAUGACUGGUGUCUGUCAGUAGAGACCUCACUGUGUGCAGUGUUCAGGUAACUGCUCAUCCUCGGACAGCACAAGGUAAUGCUGUGUGUCCUGAGAUGGCUGAAAUCAGACUGGUAACUUAUUAAGCUGUAAAUUAAUUUUUUUUUUGCAAGCAUUUUGUCUAGGUUCUGAGUGUUUCUGUGUUCUUUCCUUCUCCCAUAGAGAUGGCUAAUCCAAAGCAGGUUUUCCACAUCCAGUGGACACAAAGACAUGCAGAUGAACACCAUGCCUUUUAAUAUUCUUAUAAUACAAAUAACUAUGCUUUUUUAAGAUUUUAAACACAUCUUGGAAAUUUAAAAGACUAAAUAAAUACUGUUCUUGGAAAGAUCACUUUUAUACUAACAGCAAGCAUUUUCAUCUUAUAUUGCACUGUUCUGCAUGAUCCCACCUCUGUAGGCAUUGGUGGGAGCAGGAUUAGGACUAUGAGGAGUAGGAGCCAUUUAAGCCUAUUAUAUAAUUUCAUUUUCAGGGACCUAUUAUUUUGCUAAUGGAAGAAUGCUUUAAAAGUAAUAAUAAUAAUUUGUCGACAUUGCCUUUGAGGCAGGGUUCCAUUUUGUUUUUAACUAACCUACGACCAAAAUGUUAUUACAUCUAUGACUCAGUAAGAAUGUACAAGCCUGUUAAUACUGUUCUUCAUUAAUCGCAUUUGUUCACUUAGACUUUAUUUAUUGCUGCAUAAACCAGCACAGUCACUCACAGCCAGUGUUUCAGCUCAGUCCUUCCAGCAAAAUCCAGAAAGAUUAGUAUGAGGUGGAUUAAGCAGGAUGCAUUUCCUAUGUGAAGCUGCAGCUUUGUGCCCCGAUUCAAUGAAUGAGGAAGUCCCUUCAAAGCCAGAGAUUUGAACAUUCCCCAGGUGUGGGAGCUGUGCAGUGGACUGUGUUUGGUGACAGCUGCUAGAGCAUGACCCCACGUGCCAUCCUGCACGCACAUGGGGGCUGUGCUGGCAGGGGACAGCCCUGCGAGCUCAGGCAGCCUGAGCUCCACAGGUGUGGGAGCCCAGGGUGAACAGGGUGACCCAAGGUGACCCACAGUGCUCCAGCGUGUCCUUGUGAAGGAGCAGGACUCCAAAAAGUCACUGUCAUCUCCACCCGUGAGCUGUGUCACUCGUGUUUUGUUGUGCAAGUCCUAGGAUCAGGGAUGUUGGCUGCCUUGGAGCUCCUGCCUCAAGUUUAUGGCCAACAAUAGUUGCGAUGGGCAGCUAUCACGAGCUUUAAGUCCUGCAGACAGGGGAGCACUCACGGGGCUGUUACGUGGCCAUAGUGGGGUCUGGCAGUCACCUGCUGGCUGCAGGGCACCCUCACUGCCCAGGCUCAGCCUUCCCAGGAGCAAACGGUGCCUCCCCAGCUGGAAAUGCCAUUCCAGAAAGCAGCACCUCCUCCCAAACGCCUGUGGCCAUGGCAGCAGAUUUCAUGCCGGCUGUUUUCCAAAACAUGAGCAAUUAGAGUACUUCUGCUACAUUAGUUUACAUAAAUAAAUACAGCGGUGCCUCAGCAUUAACAGGCACAGAAUUUCUAGCACUGAGAACGGCAGUGUCUGGCAAUAAAUAAUGUCCUAAGGAAAAGCAGGGAAAACCUGGACAGUGCUUUUAUCCUGUCUCACAAGUCGUUGCUCAGCUGGAAGAGGCCCUGUGCCAUCUGCCACCCUUAGCAAGGUAGGGUUGUUUUCCUGCCCUUGCAGAAGCUCUGUCAUAAGCUUCUGGCAUCUCCAAGCCAUGUAUUGUUGAAAUAAGAUUUCUUCAAAAUGCACAUUAUGCCAUGUCUACCAUUCAGCUACCACAGUAUUUUGUAUUGUUACAUUGAUACAUUACGAUAAUUGCAUUUUUAAAUGUUAUACUCAUAUCAAUACCUCAUAUUUUUACCUCAUCAGUUGGUAUCAGUCAUUAGUUGUAAAUAAAUAAUUUCAGAGUUGAAUAAAUUUGCAUACACUAAAGAAUCAUGUUUCUUUGUGCUCUUUUUCCAUCCAUUGGCUCAAGAAAUGCUGAAUUUAAGCCCUUGAUUUCUUUAUUGCAACUUGCUAUGCACUAAACUGUUCUGGGGUGGGAUUUCAGUAAUGACUGCAGGCUCAAAAUGAUAUUGUUGUCCAUUAUACUUAGGCUGUAGUAUCCUUAUGUAUACAUGAGCUUCAUGGCAAAGAUUAUGUUUUCCAAUUUAGCCAUGUUUCUGCAUCUGUGUUCUUGUCAAUAAUUUGGGUCUAGGUUCAUAGGAGUGACUGGAGCUGGGUGAGUGCUGGGUUCACAUUAUCCGACAUCAGCCAUCUCAAAUCCAUGAAGCCAUUGCAAAAGAGUAAAAGGUAUAGUGGCAUGAUAGUGACUUCUGUGGUUUGUCAUACACAUUCUACAGAUGGAUUCAGUGUUCCUUUGGAUGGGUGUUGUGGUAUAACCCCAGCUGGUAUAACCCUCUCUCUCUAUCCCUCCACCUGGAGGGACAGGGAAGGGAAUCAGAAAGAGGUAAAAC